Cryptotermes secundus is the source of this 3380-nucleotide messenger RNA. Its product is annotated as loricrin. The coding region runs from base 146 to 2419 and encodes 757 amino acids. Lineage: Eukaryota; Metazoa; Arthropoda; Insecta; Blattodea; Kalotermitidae. The record is from RefSeq and is a predicted model, not a curated record. The transcript is spliced from 25 exons.
GUCAGCCUGCCGCAUGCAUCGCGUAUAUCCACACAGUUGGUGUCUCAUCUUGCGUGCGGGUCUCUGCGAACUCGUACCAGUGCAGCGGAACGGCAGCUUGGCUAAUUCCUGCAGCUGAGGUUGUGUGACUAAGCCGUUCGUCGCAAUGGGGCUUCUGUGCGUUGUACUUGUCGUCCUGUACUUCGCAUGCGCAGGGAGCCUGCCCUUUCCUCUACAGGAGGAACUGGUCAGACGGGAGGAGCCUCCGGGCCCGGCACCGUCCAGGGAGACUGACUUCAAGGGCUUGCCACCAAAGAUCAAGAAAGUAGUGGUCAAGCAACUGGAGGCCGACAUGGUGCGCGCCGCUGAGGCGGGCGUGGCGGCAGAGGCAGUUCGAAUGGAACAGAAGCUGGAGGACGAGAUCCUCGUGACAGCAGUGAAGAAGCUGUCGGCUCACCGCGGGGACAAGGCGAAGCAAGCAGAGGACAUGCGGGAGUUAAGGGAAAUGGUACGGCGCGACAAGAGGGCCGUGGAGGUCCUGACCAGUGUACUCGGCAGCAGCAGUGGGGGUGGCAGUGGUAGUGGAGACGGGCAGGAAGGAGAAGAUGGUGGAGGCUCCAAUGCCCUUGGACUGGUCUCUGAAGUCCUGGGAUCACUAAGUGGAAGCAGCAGCGGUGGGAGCGGUGCAGACGAUGCGAGUGGUGACGGCGGAGGUUCUAAUGUCUUGAGCCUCGUCGGUUCGCUGUCAGGGAGCAGCAGCGGUGGGAGCGGUGCAGACGAUGCGAGUGGUGACGGAGGAGGUUCCAAUAUCCUGAGUCUCGUCGGUUCGCUCUCAGGGAGUAGCAGCGGUGGGGGUGGAGGAGGCCAGGAUGGUUGCUCUGAUAUCCUGCGUUUUCUGGGAUCUCUUUCAGGAAGUCUCAUUGGGGGUGGUGGUGCAGGGGGUGGAUCCGAUAUUCUAAGUCUACUGGGUCCACUUUCAGCAAGCCUUAGCGGGGGUGGUGGUGGAGGAGGUGGUUCUGACAUCCUCAGUCUACUUGGGCCCCUUUCUGGGGCAUUAAGUGGGGGUGGUGGUGGAGGAGGUGGUUCUGACAUCCUCAGUCUACUUGGGCCCCUUUCUGGGGCAUUAAGUGGGGGCGGAGGUGGUGGAGGUGGUUCCGAUAUCCUCAGCUUACUUGGGCCCCUUUCUGGGGCAUUAAGUGGGGGAGGUGGUGAAGGGGGUGGAUCUGACAUUCUAAGUUUACUUGGACCCCUCUCGGGAAGCCUCAGCGGGGGUGGUGGAGAUGGUGGAGGUUCAGACAUUGGGGCCCUUUUGGGAAAUCUGGGCCCUCUUAUUGGAGGUCUCAGUGGGGGAGGCGAUGAAGACGGUGGUGGAUCCGACAUAGGGGCCCUUUUGGGAAAUCUGGGUCCUCUUAUUGGCGGUCUCAGCGGGGGUGGUGAUGAAGAGGGUGGUGGAUCAGACAUUGGGGCCCUUUUAGGAAAUCUCGGUCCCCUUAUCGGCGGCCUCAGCGGGGGUGGCGAAGGUGAAGACGGUGAGGGUGGUGGAUCGGACAUUGGGGCACUUUUGGGAAAUCUCGGUCCCCUAAUUGGCGGUCUCAGCGGGGGUGGUGAUGAUGAAGACGGUGAGGGUGGUGGAUCCGAUAUAGGGGCCCUUUUGGGAAAUCUGGGCCCUCUUCUUGGUGGGCUGAGUGGGGGUGGUGAUGAUGAAGACGGUGAGGGUGGUGGAUCCGACAUAGGGGCACUUUUGGGAAAUCUCGGUCCCCUAAUUGGCGGUCUCAGCGGGGGUGGUGAUGAUGAAGACGGUGAGGGUGGAGGAUCCGACAUAGGGGCACUUUUGGGAAAUCUGGGCCCUCUUCUUGGCGGGCUGAGUGGGGGUGGUGAUGAUGAAGACGGUGAGGGUGGUGGAUCGGACAUUGGGGCACUUUUGGGAAAUCUCGGUCCCCUAAUUGGCGGUCUCAGCGGGGGUGAUGCAGAUAGCGAGGGUGGAGGCGGCUCCAACAUUCUGAGUCUCCUGGGACCCCUGUCUGGCAGCCUCAGCGCGGGAAGCAGCGGAGGCGGCGGCGGGGGUGACAGUGGAGAUGCGGGCGGCGGGUCCAAUAUCCUGAGCCUUGUGUCUGGACUGCUUGGGAGCAGCAGUGGCAGCAGCAGCGGUGGUGGUGAGGGUGAAGACGGAGGCGGCGGUUCCAAUAUUCUGAGUCUCAUCUCUACCGUCCUCGGAGGAAGCAGUGGAAGUGGUGGAGACAAUGCCGGAGACGGGAGCACGGGGGGAAACAAGAAUCCGCUACAAGGAGGAACGUAUGAUGAUCUCAUUGGGAAAGGCCCAUUCAGUUCCUUCGGAAACGGCUUCUCCAGGUUACUCACGUUCAAAUUCAGCAUAUUCAGAACUCUCUUCUCCCUUCUUACUUCACUCCUGACUUCGUCAUCAUCGUCAUCCAGUUCGUAACGUCCGGGCAAGACUUCACGGCGUAUCCCAACAAGUCUUCGGAAUUACCCGCAAGAAACAAUCUCCUUUUUGUGGAAUUUGCUUCUCACAUGUCAAACCUGAACACGCACAAGCCCCACUUUACGUCAUCCGAUUUGGAGCACCACAGAAUAAUCGCAACGUGCAAUAUCCCAAUUCGAAUUCUGUGAUCGUUUCGAAACAUGGUGACGACCUAAUUUAUCGCCGUGUUGAAGUCUCUCUUACGUAUCACUUUAAUGCGGUGCCUGCUAGGAACGCAGAAACACACUUCCGAUUUAACUAUCUACAGGGUGAUUCACUCGGCAAGAUGCAGAAUAAAUAAUUAUAAAUCACGUAAUUAUUUACCAAUGAAAGCAACACUGGGCUGGUAAUUUUUUUUUCCUUGGCACUACAGCCCCAGUGGGCCUAGGCCUACCUCCAUGAACUUCUCCGUUCACUGGGCUCGUAAAUACCUUGCUAUAUUCGAGACAGUUGAGCUACAGAGAAUGUUGAAAAUGUUCUCCCUCCGCCUGCAGACGUAGGUCGAGACGGCAUUCCAUAUCAAUGUACAUUAUUUCUCUGUAAAUUACGUGGAAUGAGAGAAAGAAGGAAGUGACAAGAACUGGAGAUAGACGACAAGUUUAGUUUCUAUGUGUAAAUUAUUGCAAGAUUAAUAUCCCCCUGCAAGUGAAUCUCUCUGUAUAUGAAAAAUGAAACAACAGGUUUGAAAAUCACAUUAAUUCCAACUUCUAAUACUAUAACUUCGUAAUCGUGCGAUUGUUAAUAUCAAAUUUUUACUCUCUUAUUUAAUGUCCAUUGACGCCUGUCUCCUUCAAGUCACUUAACCGCCCUUCUGAAUUAUUUGCUUUUUGCCUUCACAUCUUCAAUUUCAGUUCUUCUAACUCAUUCUGUAUGUCUUCUAGCCAUCACACUUUGAACAUUUUCCUAUGGUUUCUUUUAAAUA